Molecule: messenger RNA, 564 nt
Organism: Schistocerca cancellata (South American locust)
Lineage: Eukaryota; Metazoa; Arthropoda; Insecta; Orthoptera; Acrididae
Exons: 1
Coding region: 1-564 (187 amino acids)
Source: RefSeq, a predicted model, not a curated record
AUGGAUAGAGAUAAUAAGGAAAGAUUGGAAGCGAUGAAUAAAGAUAAUAAGGAAAGAUUGGAAGCGAUGAAUAAAGAUAAUAAGCAAAGAUUAGAAGCGAUGAAUAGAGAUAAUAAGGAGAGAGAUAGGGAGAAUAAGGAAAGAUUGGAAGCAAAUAAGGAAAGAUUGGAAGCGAUGGAUAGAGAUAAUAAGGAGAGAGAUAGGGAGACUAAGGAAAGAUUGGAAGCAAAUAAGGAAAGAUUGGAGGCAAUGGAUAAGGGAAAUAAAGAGGCAAUGAGGAAGCUACACACAGUUAUCGAUGAGCGUCUGUCCACAGUUAAUAAUCGGUUAGAUGAGGGGGAGAAGAAUCUGGAUGCAUUGAAGCAAGUAUGUGAUGCCGUGAAAGAAAAAGCCAAUAAUUUGGAGGUACGAGUAAGUGCAAUAGAGAGCGAUAUUCCAGAACGUAGGGACGUGUUGCCGGAUGAGCGAAUCAAAGAGAUAGUGGAGGACUUACUUGCAGAUAAACAAGGGGCAUUAGACAGCAUGGAAGCUCAAGUCACCCGGCAGGAAGUGGCGCUAAAUUAA